Pocillopora meandrina is the source of this 1021-nucleotide messenger RNA. The record is from the annotation of a GenBank genome assembly. NCBI's taxonomy places the organism in Eukaryota, Metazoa, Cnidaria, Anthozoa, Scleractinia, Pocilloporidae.
UCAUUAAAGGUGGCCAAAUUCUACCUGAAGGGUGAUUUCAAGGUAAGCAACCGAAAGUGUCAAGAGUUCCAAAAAAAUUGGAUUAUGUUUUUCAAGCAGGGUGAUCUUAUUUCACAAAUGGAUGGAAGUAUAGCACGAAAAAAACCGUUCCGAUGACAGAUCCAUCCUGACCGGGAAAUAUACGUCGGUUUUUGCUCUUGGUAUUCGUUUUUUAUCAGUAUAAAUUAUGCUUGUAAUAGAUUUUAUCUACUCUAUAGAUUUUAUCUACUUUAUCUAGAUUAUUGAGGUUAUUCGAUUUAGAUAACAUAAAGCAUGCAUAUUGCAUAUAUUUUUUGUCGUUAAUGUUGCAGUAACAUGGUCAUCCAUGCUUUGUGUCAAGCUGUUUCCUAUUUUCCCUCAGGUUCACGUGAGCUCUUCUUUUCCCGUUGCAAGUCAUUGCAGUGUAUUUGCUCUGAGUGACUCCGAAGAUUCUGACCUGCGGCAGCAAUGCAAACACAACCAUGACGAGCUCUGUGACCAAUGUGAAAGCUUGCAUGCGACCCUGAACGACAUAUCUACUGCGGUCGAUGAAGCAUCUUUUACCACAGAAGAAGACAAAGACGAAGCUUUGUUUCUCGUUAGCUCUGCUACACUUGCCAUCCAGUCAUGGAAGUGCCAUUUGCUGAGGUCGACCCAUCAAGAUCAGGCUCGUUUGGACGUCAUCGAUGCCCUUAAUUCUGGAACAGUAUUCAUUGUAAAUGACUGGGCCAUGAAGUUCUUGCCUCAGAGAUACCGCGAGUCACAGAAAGACUGCUUUGGUAAGCGGAGUAUUUCUUGGCACAUAUCUGUGGUAUACAGACGGAUACAGGGUGUGCUACAGUGGCAAGCCUUUAUCCAUGUGAUUCAGUCCUGUACCCAAAGAAGUUCUGCUGUUACCGCGAUUAUGCAACAUGUUCUAGCCACAUUGAAGCAAGAGUAUCCUGAAACAAGGCCUACUUCAGGCAAGAUAAAGCCGGCUGUUACCACUCCUUCCGCACGUUAA